AUGGGAAAACUUCUUUCCUUAUUUUGGGAAGUAGAUCCUGCCCCCAUGCCUCUAAGUUUCACCAUUCCAGAUCAGGAUUACGAGUGCCAGCAGGAUGACUCUUGUGGGGCAAUAGGGAUCUUCCUCUUUUGGUAUUUUGUCGUUAUUUUGGUCCUGAUGUUCUUCUCUCGGGCUCCUAUCAGGAUGUCUGAGAAGAAAAAGAAGGAAGACAGUAGGACAAACAUUUUAGUAAGUAAAGCAAGCAAAGAUACUUCCUGUAAGUGGCAAAACAAAGAUGGUGCCUGGGACUCUUUACAAACGAAGAAAAAACCAAAGCAGGGCCAAUUUACUCCUACAACUGACUCAGAAGUGGCUUUGGUCAAUGCCUAUCUUGAACGAAGACGAUCUAGGCACCAUUUGCAGUUCAGCCAGGUGAAUCAGACCCAACGUGACAGUGAUACCACUGAGUGUGACAGUGAAGAAUCUGACUCGGGAGCCUCCUCAUGGAAGGAGAGUGAAAGUGGACAACCGUCACCCGCCGACAUUACAAGAAAAACAGCUGAGAGACAAAAGAAUGUGGGAUGUUACCAAAUCAGGCAAAGGCCUUGCUCCCACUGCAAAGCCAUGAGAACCAAUGAAUGGUUGACACGCCACUUCCUUCAGAACACUUCAAUAACAGCCCCAAUGAAGAGAGAGAUUCAAGAAGAAAAUUCUGAACCCGACAACACAAAAUUCAGUUCAUUUUGAAUUUUAUCAAGUCCUUACCUUAUUUUAAGCCAAAUAAGAGAGAUAAAUAAAACAUGAAAAAUCACCAGAGCUCUAGGUGAGGAGGCUUUUUAUAACAAAGUCUCUCUAUUAACAACAAAAACAAAAAUACUUGGAACCC
Messenger RNA from Miniopterus natalensis, 865 nucleotides. It is a transcript of the gene SSMEM1, whose product is annotated as serine rich single-pass membrane protein 1. The record is from RefSeq and is a predicted model, not a curated record. NCBI's taxonomy places the organism in Eukaryota, Metazoa, Chordata, Mammalia, Chiroptera, Miniopteridae.